This is a messenger RNA of Saitoella complicata NRRL Y-17804, 1618 nucleotides long. Its product is annotated as TRAUB-domain-containing protein. Gene Ontology annotation, biological process: maturation of SSU-rRNA from tricistronic rRNA transcript (SSU-rRNA, 5.8S rRNA, LSU-rRNA). The record is from RefSeq and is a predicted model, not a curated record. NCBI's taxonomy places the organism in Eukaryota, Fungi, Ascomycota, Saitoellomycetes, Saitoellales, Saitoellaceae. Gene Ontology annotation, cellular component: nucleus; nucleolus. The coding region runs from base 1 to 1482 and encodes 493 amino acids. The transcript has a single exon.
AUGGCUGGCAAAUCUCUGGCUGAGCGUAUGGCUGAGUUGGCCAAUCCGGCUCCUCUCGAUUACGACCCGGAAGCAAUUGAUGAUCCUUUCACUAAAGCCCGAGGUGGCUCCGACGACGAAUCCGAUGUCGACCAGGGCGAUAUUCGCGAGCACUAUGUUACCGUCAGCAAGAGUAAACUCCGACAAGACGACCAUAUUCUCGACGAUCCCCGAUAUGCAGGCAAGCGCUCGAGUCGUAAGGCGGCUCUCGGUGAAGACACCUUCAAGGCCAUGAGUGAGGAUGACGAAGAUCUUGAGGGAGAAGAAUCCGAUGAGGAGGAUGUUUCUGGUUUCAUCGAUGAUAAAGCCGAGGAGAGCGAGGAGGGAUCGGACGACGGCGAGUCCGGCAGUGAUGAGGAAGCAUUCGAAGGCGGAGAAGAGGAUGAUGAAGAGGACGAGGAUGGUGAUGACAAGAACGACGAGCUCCGCAAGAUGAUGGCCGAGGAGCAGAAGAGUCUUGUGCUAAACAUCACGCAGACGGCCAAGGCCGAGGCGGAGAAGGGCAGACAUGUCAAGAGCCAGAUGAAGAUUUACGAUUCCCUCCUCGACUCCAGAAUCAAGCUCCAGAAGGGUUUGGCUGCCGUCAACACCUUCCCUCAGGGCGAUGCUUUCGCGACUUUCGUCGAUGAGGAGUCUGCAGAUGCGAUCAAGGAUGCCGAGGCGCUCGCCCUGUCGCUCAUUGACAACCUGUUUGAUUUGCGCAUGGAGUUCAUGAGGGAGGCUGACGGUAUGGAAAUUGAUGGUGAUGCAUGCCAGAGCAGGAAGAGAAAGAGAGACGAUGAUGACUCCGUCGACUUGAACAACAUCUGGAGCGACUUCCAGGCGUUAGACGAGCAGUUCCAGGGAUGGCAAGAGUCAACCCUUACGAAGUGGUCUAACAAGGUCCAAGCAGCCUCCGGUGUGCCGUUAAAUAAGAAAUUCAAGGCCGUCAACCAGGGCAUUCUCGCACAAAUCCAGGAGACUUUGUCUGAUAAGGACCGUCUCGUCCAGAGAACCAGGCUGAACCGAAGCAACAACAAGAUUCUGGGUGCAGAGGAGGAGGACAAGACUAGCAAGGAUGCAACCGACGAACACCUCCGCAACUUCAAUUCCGAGAUUUUCGAUGAUACCGACUUUUACCAGGGAAUGCUUAAGGAGCUCAUCGAUAGACGUAUGCUUGAUUCAGGAAACGGUACCGGAACACAGUGGGCCGCCAUCAAGCAGCCGAAGCAGAAGAAGGCGAAUGUCGACACGAAGGCAUCGAAGGGUAGAAAGCUGAGAUAUCACGUUCAUGAGAAGCUUCAGAGCUUUAUGGCACCUAUUCCUACGGCACAGUGGCAUGAUGAGCAGAUUGAUGAGUUGUUUGCAAGUCUUUUGGGGCAGCGUGUACGCGUGGAUGAGGAGGAGGAGAAGGAAGCUGAAGUGGAGGUCAUCCCAGACGAUGGUCUCCGUAUCUUUGGAUAGAUCCAUAUCUAAACAAAUCGAAAGUUCUCACAAAACGACAGUGUAACGCCCCAGUCCCCGUUGUCCUGUUAUUCCUUUGCCCUAUAAUCAAAUGGACCUCCAUAACCUCAACCCUCUUCGUCAUCCGAGCCAUAGG